Ixodes scapularis (black-legged tick) is the source of this 7007-nucleotide messenger RNA. Its product is annotated as monocarboxylate transporter 12-B. The coding region runs from base 335 to 2422 and encodes 695 amino acids. The record is from RefSeq and is a predicted model, not a curated record. The transcript is spliced from 5 exons. Gene Ontology annotation, molecular function: monocarboxylic acid transmembrane transporter activity. Gene Ontology annotation, biological process: transmembrane transport; monocarboxylic acid transport. NCBI's taxonomy places the organism in Eukaryota, Metazoa, Arthropoda, Arachnida, Ixodida, Ixodidae.
ACUUUCCAUCGCUCUGUGCGGGAGAGGGCGGCCCGGGGUUCCAAACGUGUUGAGGGGCUCCUGCGACGUUUGGUGACCCGUGCGCUAUGUCGUCGGCACCGCCGCUUGUCGCGUGAGGUCGGGUUCCACCAACCGGAGUGCGUUCUGCGCCGAGCUUUGGGCACGGAUUGUCUUCCGGUCGUUUGCCGCAGCUGAGAGUUGAUGGGAUCGUCAGCGCAGCAGACAGCCCCCAGCGCCGCCCCCUCCGGGGCAUGAACCAGCUGCGCCUGAGCAACAAACUGUACGCCCUCAAGUGCCCCAUGGCAAAACUUGCCCUGCUUCAGCAGCUCGGUAUAUGCGUGCCCGAGAUCUUCAGCAGCAGGAACCUCGAACAACGCCUCGAACCCCUCCUCCUUCAACAGCUUCAGCGGCGUGUGGAAUGGCAGCCGGUUCAGCAAAACAGACAAUGGCCAAGGACGAUCGGCGCCAGUCGGCGUCCCCGGAGUCAGCCCCGCGACUCCUAGACCAGCAGAGUUCGGUGACUUCUUCGGCAUCUUCGGCUUCGAGCGAUGUGAAAGUGCGCAGGACGUCGCCGCCGGAUGGCGGCUGGGGCUGGGUCGUGGUGUUCGCGUCGUUCAUGAUUAAUAUGAUAGCAGACGGCGUGGCGAUGUCCUUCGGCCUGCUGUUCGUAGACCUCAUCGAGUACUUCGACGAGGGAAAGGGCAAGACGGCCUGGGUCGGCUCGCUGUUCCUCAGCAUGCCCCUCCUGACGGGCCCCAUCGCGUCUUCGCUGACGGACCGAUACGGCUGCCGGCGCGUCUGCAUCGUGGGCGCGCUGAUGGCGGCUGGGGGCUUCGUGGCGUCCUACUUCAGCACCUCGCUCGAGUUCCUCUUCCUGACGUUCAGCGUGUCGGGCUUCGGGCUUGCCCUGUGCUACGUGGCGUCCAUCGUGAUCGUGGCAUACUACUUCGAGCGGCGCCGGUCGCUGGCCACUGGGCUCGCGGUGUGCGGCACGGGCAUCGGCACGUUUGUCUUCGCGCCGCUGACCAUCUACCUCCUGGAGACAUUCGCCUGGAGGGGCACGCUGCUCAUCCUCGCGGGCUUCUUCCUCAACAUGGUCAUCUUUGGGCUGCUGAUGCGGGACUUCGACCCGUUCACGGAAGAGGUGGAGGUGGAAGCAGCAAAGGAGGUCGCAACUCCUUGCUGCGAGCCGCGGCUCUACAGCUCUCUGGUCCAGCUCCCGACGUACAUCACGGACCAGCACGCGCCGCUGGACGUGCUUUCGGAAAACUCGAGCAAGGAGGGGGGUCACCUUAGUGCUCUUCUGGAGCAAUACCCCAACAUCUGGAACACGAUCGUGCUUGACCCGUACGCAACGAUCAAGAGUACGCCGCCAAACUUUGCCCAGCCGCCUCACGUCGCCGUCGCAAGGACGGACGGCGGCGGCGGGCUCGGCUGGAGCGAGCGCCGUCUGCAACAGAGGGCAGACUCUGCGUGCCUGCGGAACAUGCGGCUUCAGCGGGGCAGCCUGACCUAUCGGGGCGCCAUGCUGAACAUCCGGCGGUAUCGGCUGCGGGCGUCCAGCUGCCCAGACAUCUACCGAAACAGCAUGUUGACCAUCAGCGGAGAGGACAGGAUGUGCCAGCUGCUGCGGGACCUGCGGGAGGUGGUGCUGGACUCGAUGGAUGUGACGUUGUUCCGCAACGGGCGCUACACGCUGCUGUGCGUGUCCAACUUCCUCCUCAACUCGUGCGUGGACAACCCCUACGUGUACAUCCCGGACAGCGCCAUCACCCUGGGCGUGGACAAGGAGCGGGCUUCCUUCCUCAUCUCCUUCAUCGGCAUCCUCAACACCCUCGGAGUGGUGAUUGUGGGCUACCUGGGAGACAAGACCUGGAUGGAGCCUUCGCUGCUGUACAGCUUCCUGACGGUGGUGAGCGGUGCGGCGGUUGGGGUGCUUCCCCUGGUGAGCGGCUACGCGGCCAUGGCCAUGCUGAGUGCGGUGUACGGCUUCGCCAUCUCGGCCAAUUACACCCUGGUGCCGAUCAUCUUGGUCGAGCUCAUCUCCCUGGACAACUUCACGGGUGCCUACGGCCUGCUGCUGCUCAUCCAGGGGCUGGCGGGGCUCAUGGGACCUCCCAUCGCGGGGUGGCUGUGCGACACCACGGGUGCCUACGACGCCACCUUCUACUUCAGCGGCCUCUGCAUCCUGGCGUCCGGCGUCCUGAUGCUGCCAGUGGCGAGCAGUCUGCACUGCCGGAACCCCUCCACCCUGACCGACGACGAAAGCGCCUCCACUUCCUCGCCCGCCAACACCGCAGCCGCCAAACGAAGCAACCCGGGCACCAAAGUCGUCCUGCUGUCGCAGAACGGCGCCAACGCUGUGGCGGACGACGAGAGGCACGAGACAGUGGCGCUCGUCGCCAACGGAUCCUGCGUGUGAUCUGUUCCUACCAGCUUUGACUCUUUAAAAUUUCGCUUUCCGAGGCGCACGUUGUGCGCACCGUGCACCGUGCGUGCUUCACCGCUUUUUCCUUCCUCUUAGGUAAAUAGAGUUUGGGUGUUUAGUCGGAGGCUCGGCACGAUCGUUAGUACUAUGGAACGACGUCGAGCUCGUUGCUUAACGUGGACUCGAACCGCGGUGAUGUGGGGCCGAACCCGUGGGACGGGGUUUGAUUGCGUGAGGUCGGGUCUCGGCCACGUUUGUGGCGGAACGUAAACCUGGGUUUGCGGCUCGAGCCAUGUUCUGCCGCAAGCACCGGAGCCUGUGUGCCGCCGGUUCUAUUUUCGAUUCGGUUCGCCGUGAGUGUAAUCGCUUUCUGGAAUGUUAUUUCUUUUUGGGCGGCGGACUUUUGACACUCGCCCACCGUCCUUUGGGUGUCGUAACACCCGAUGAACCCGAUUUCCCUUCGAAUUGUCACCCGUGCCACGCCGCCUUGCCCGUCGGCGGGCGUAAAUAGCUCAAGCAUGAGCACUUGGCUCUCUCCUUUUUCCACUCGUUGGAGUCGACGGGGUGUUUCGGGAGUUUCGUCCGCGACAAGACGCCGAUUCUUCCAGUUCGGCAGCAUCGUCUGCGCGCGCCCGGAAGUUCAGUUCGCCUCUUGGGCGGUGUUAUGCAAUACUGCGCCAACAGUGCAAAGCCGCAGUCCACGAGACCUUGUCUUUCCCGCUUACGGCACCGAGUCGGGGACGGGAUUGAAUCGUAACAGUGCUCGCCCGUGUCAGGGUCCACAGGUCAGAGGUGCGACCGCUUGGGAACGUGUGUUGUCUUAAGAAUUCCGGCGCGUCUACUUUCCCGCAAAGCACUUGGGGGGCCAAUCGCUGCGAUAUACGGAGGAAGCUCGGCCAAUCACGAAGCUGAAAAUGCGUGUCACCUUUUUGCUGUACUAAUGUGGCAAAGGCAGUCGUAACACAGAAUGUGAUGUAUUAGUGCGGAGAAACUGCGUACGCUUGUGGAGACUGGACGGCGCAAAGCGGACCUGCGCCACGCACGGUAAGAGCGCUCGCCGGAUGUCUUACUUGUGGGUGCCAUCUUCCACAGUUGCGGUGUAAAUGCGAGUUCCUAGGAGCCUGUUGGAGGCGCAGUAUGCAGAGCGUGCAGAAAAACGGAACAAUCGGAAUGCAGCAGCCCCAAGCAGGGCCCUGUCACCAGAUCGCGGCAAAAGAGGACCAGACGCUCGGAACUAGCUCAACCCGUCGCGGCAAAAAGCCGGAGUCUGGGGAAGUUCGGAGUGCGCUCGUUUCACAGAGCAGAGCACCGCUUUAUGUCUGAACACGUAAUGGUUGGCCCCUGCCAGGAGUAACGCAGGCACCCGAGGAAGAGGUUCGGCUGGCACCGCUUCAGCGAUCGAUUGGCAGUCGUCUCACCGACUUCCGUUGCUGGCACCUAACUGGAUACGAUUAGGUGCCGGCUACAAAACAUUCUGCAUUUGAAACGGUCCGCAUUGUGACGCUAGGCACGACGUUUCACACACUUGCGUCGUAAUCGGUGUCGCGGCGUAACUUCUUUAUAGGUGUGGACAUAUUUUCAGCCUCAACAUUUGUUAGAUUCCCUUCGUAGAUUGCAGCAUGGGUCUUCGGAGCACUUCACGGGAAAGUAGACAGUUAGAGUGUAGCUUGCUGACUGCACAGUGCAAGUUCGACGUUGAGGUUCGUGUUGGACUAUGCCGUCCCGGCAACUACGUUGAAUACGGCAUCGAGCUCUGUGUUGGCCCUAUUCGGAGAUUGAACGAGACUCGCGCCGUGUUUGCAGAACCGUCGCGAGCUAACAAACUGCUUGACAUCAUCCUUUUUGUAUUUGCAUUGUCGAUUGGUUUAUUGAAAUGGCCGCCAUUGAGUGCUCGACAGACUUUAAAUCUUUGGUGCAAUUCAGUGAUACGAACCCAGCUUUGAAAAAUUACAAUUCUAUGGAAGUUGUAUUGUGCUGCUUCGCGUGACCUUUUCUUUGCUGCCUGUUGAUGAAAACCACGAGGUUUUUACCUCCGUGUGGAUGACAAAGCAGUUGGUUUUUCAAUCGGUACGAGUCAUUUGUUUUCAAGAGUUUGUUCGUCAAAAUAGCAUUGCGUUUGUGAUGCAGACUAAGAUGUCACCAUGGAUAAGAACUCUGGCUUGUGUGUAGAAUGUUGAAACUGCAUGUAAGGUACGGGAAGGUGUGCGGUUUUGGUGCAAUGCUGGUUUGAGCGAGAUUUUCACUAGACCAAUGCUUUGUGAAGAGCAGCAGGCAUGUUGAAAUCCAUUUUCAAGUUUUGCCACCUUUUUUUGUUUUAUUUUGCAGUAUCACAAUUAGCGUAAACCCCACCAAAAUGUUUCAAUAUUGUCGACAUCCAAAUUAUCCGGUGCCCUUCCAGUAGUGUUGAGCAGCGUGAAUGUCCUCAUAAUUGAUCGAUAUUCACGAGCAGGUUGCAUUCUCCAUUCGUCCCAAAGAUUCGCCUUGUCUCCAUGUGCGCACAUUAUAUGUGGUCCGCUACUUGAGCAUGAAAAUGCAAGUCGCUGCUGUAGCCUGGGCUCUGUAUGGGUCUCUCGAAAGUUGCAAGUCUUCGUCGGCACCCAAAUCCCAGAAGCGGUAUGCUCCGUCCUUGCUCGCAGCAGGCCAGUCCAAUCAAAACUGAUCAGCUCGCAAGUGCGGCAGUGAUUCGGCAAUUUGCAGCAGCGGGUAUCAAAAUUGCCAGUUUAAACACCAGAACGUUCUUAAAAUAGAAGUAGGAAAUUGGAUGGCAUGUUCUUUUAACUCCAAAACAUUACAGAGAAUUCGGAUAUGCAAGCAUACCCAAAAGACAAUGACAAUACAAACGCAGGGUUCACUAAUUCACACAGUGUGGAUUAACAUUGGAUUCACUAAUCCACACAGGGGGGGAUUAGCAUCGGAUUUAUUACUUCACACAGUGGGCUAGCAUCUGAUUCUCUGGUUCACAGAGUCUGGAUUAGCGUCGGGUUCACUUGUCCACUUUGUGGAGUAGCGUCGGGAUUCACUGAUCCACACUGAACUACCGUCGGAUCCACUAAUCCACAUAAUGUGGAUUAGCGUCGGAUUCACUAGUGCGCACUGCCGAAAGCGUGAAUAGAUGAGAGAAUAAGUGGUCUGGAGUGUCUCCAGUCAGAUAUCGGUGAACGCCUUCCAAACAAGGAGGAGAUCUGAAGUCAAGAACUUUGCGUUUCCUAACGGACAAUCGUGGAACGUAUUGGGAGCCCGUGAUGACGCUCCUUUGAUGACUUGACGCGACGCUUUGUUUUGCUUGUGAUAGCAAGUUCGCAUUGACUAGCUGCAAGCCGUGUUCCAGCCUUAGGUAAUAGCCAGCAUCUGAACUCGUGGAACUAGGCAGUGGACAAGCAUUACAUUCAUUUAGAGAGAAAAAAGAUCCUUGUUUGGUCCCAUUUUUGUAAUUCUAGCUUCUAGUCUUUUUUCUGUUUUUUUUUUUCUUUUUUGUUCUGCAAACGUUUUGGCUAGUCUUAAUUUUUCAGUGUAUGGUUCGACUUUUUUUUUUUUUUUGUCGAAAAGUUUUUGUUAACCUUUUAGUUGCCAUGAUUUCUAUAUAUGUGUGGUUGAGCCCAUGUCACCUGAUUCCCUAGGUUUUUUUCUCUGCCCAUCCCUAGGUUCUUUGUGUAUGUCCCGAAUUUCCCUAGAAUGUGUUGCCUUGGAAGUCCUUAUAUUUUGUUUGUCCCUAGGUCGUUUUGUUUGUUCAUAAUGUCCUUGUCAAUUUCCUGGAGUUUUAUAUCUUUCCCUUGGCUCGUCCGAGUCCUUGUCCCCAAAUCCCUAUUUUGUCUCAACUUUCCUUAGAUGUUUGCUUGCUGUCUGCAGUUUGUUUCCCUCAUUAUCCCUACGCUUGUUCAUUGUUUUUCUUUUUGCCUACUCAAGUGUUUUGUCAUGUUUUUGUAAGUUUUAUUUCCGAUCGUAUUUCACUGCCCUCUUCCUUUUUGUUCUGUGUGGUAGUGUUGUUUAUUUUCAAUUGCAUGUUUUGCUGCAAGUGUGUAUUUUCUCCGACCGACUGUGAUAUAACCUAAGGAAGUCUCUUAGUUGAGUAGUCUGUUGCAGUUUUUUUUUUCUUUGUUUUUAGACUGUUCCUUUCGUUCGCCAUGUCAUCCAAGUUUACUGUGACAAGAAUACUGACAAGAGCACCAUGAUAGUUGCAUUUUUUGUUAGUGGUCACCUGUCCCUUUUUUAGCACGUGUAAUGGCAUGCAUUCUUGUUUUUGAAGUCUGUCAGUUGACAGAUUAGUUUUGAUACUGGUGAAGUUUUAUGAUUUUACACAUGCAUGAAGAAUGCACUCGAUUGCACAGGCAAUCUUUGGUUUUACCUCUGGUGUGUUUUUUGCAAGUUUCUUUUUUGUGUGUUAUCACAGUUGUGUCUGGGUUAUAAAGAUUUGGUUUUUAUUGUGAAUAUUCUCUCGACAAGUUUGUAGGAAGAGCAGUUGUAAUGUGGGGGGGGGGGGGGGGGGGAGCAGCCCGAGAAAACAGACACAGCAAAAAAAUCAAAAAGAUAUUUUUUUCUUCCUUGAAUAAACAAACAUUUGUUUUACAUUACGCUUUGGUCA